AUGUUUAAUACAGCUACAUUUACAACAAAGUCUUUGGAGAAACCUCAAAUUAGUUUUAAAACAGGUCGACCUAAAUUAAAAGUAAUAUCUUAUCAUCAUGAAGAAGAAGUAGGGAAUUUUCAUUUUGGAGAGGGCCACCCAAUGAAGCCACAUCGGCUUACUUUAACAAACCAUCUUAUUCUUGGUUAUGGUUUACAUAAAUAUAUGGACAUUUAUCGUCCUCGAAGAGCUACAGAUGAAGAAUUAGAACAAUUUCAUUCUUCUGAAUAUAUUGACUUUUUGAAACGAGUAACACCAGAAAAUGCGUCAUCUUUUUCUGAUGUUUCUAUGAAAUUUAAUAUGGGCCAAGAUUGUCCUAUUUUUGAUGGUGUUUAUGAUUUUUGUAGUAUUUAUGCAGGUGCAAGUUUAGAUGCUGCACGGAAAUUAAGUCAGAACCAAACAGAUAUUGCAAUCAAUUGGAGUGGAGGUUUACAUCAUGCAAAAAAAUUCGAAGCCAGUGGAUUUUGUUAUGUAAAUGACAUUGUUUUAGCAAUUUUAUCCCUAUUAAGAUAUCAUCCUCGAGUGCUAUAUAUUGAUAUUGAUAUUCAUCAUGGAGAUGGAGUACAGGAGGCGUUUUAUUUAACUGACAGAGUCAUGACAGUAUCUUUUCACAAAUAUAACGCAAAUGUUGUGUCACCGGAUAAAAGUUUUUUUCCAGGGACUGGAUAUUACAAUGAAAUAGGUUCAGGAAAAGGAAAGUACCAUUCACUUAAUAUUCCGUUAAAAGAUGGGAUUGAUGAUCAAAGCUAUAUAAUGCUUUUUCGAGCAAUAUUAGAGCCUGUAAUAAAUUCAUAUAGACCAACAGCGGUCGUUUUACAGUGUGGAGCAGACUCCUUGGGUUGCGAUCGCUUAGGGCAGUUUAAUUUAAGUAUCAAAGGCCAUGGUGAAUGCGUAAAAUUCAUUAAAUCAUUCGGGCUGCCUUUACUUGUAUUGGGAGGUGGAGGAUAUACUGUACGAAAUGUUGCACGAUGCUGGGCUUACGAAACAGGAAUAUGUUUGGAUGCAGAGCUUCCAGACACUUUACCAUCUGAAACACCAUAUAUUGAUUAUUUUGCUCCAGAUUAUACACUUCAUCCUAAAAUCACUAGUCGUGUAGAGAACAAAAAUAACCGCAAAUAUCUAGAAAAUUUACGUAUGCAUGUUGUCGAACAACUUCGUUAUCUCAAUGGUGCGCCUUCAGUCAUGAUGCAGGAAAUUCCUAAUCCAUUACUAACCGAAGACGGCGAUAAUAUUGAUACUAACCAUUAA
Messenger RNA from Pneumocystis jirovecii RU7, 1287 nucleotides. RefSeq names its product histone deacetylase HOS2. Lineage: Eukaryota; Fungi; Ascomycota; Pneumocystomycetes; Pneumocystales; Pneumocystaceae. Gene Ontology annotation, molecular function: histone deacetylase activity. The coding region runs from base 1 to 1287 and encodes 428 amino acids. The transcript has 6 exons. The record is from RefSeq and is a predicted model, not a curated record.